AUGAGUCCCAACGCCAAUCUCACUAUUGGAACCACCAUCCAAGGCAACAAUCUCAACACGAAUAGUGACUGUCCAAGUGGAACCAAAUAUACGACCACCUUUUUAUGCUCGCCAACUAUUUCAACAUACUUUUGUUACGAGAGUCCUGCCUGUUCCUAUCACUGCGUCUUCCAUUCUCCAUCUGCUUGUCCAACCAAAGUUGUUUUGGGUGAGUCUACCUAUGCCACCAACCCCAACAUCGUUCGUAACUGCAGUACCAAGCCAGAAACAUCUCAAGUCACAUGCAAUCUCUUAAACACUGGUACAUCGACUGCCAACAACGUUGCCCUCUACUUUAUCUAUGGCUCGCCCAUCUAUAGAUACAACGGUUCCUUUGUACCUGUCUCGUCCAAUGUGUGGCAAUCGGUCACACCCAUCCAACCAGGACAAUCCGUCACCUUGGAGUACGUACUUGGCUCCUCCCAACCCUACACAAACUUUAUUGUCAUUGACUAUAAUAAUAGAAACAGUUCGUCGUCGGAAUCUCCAUCGUCAUCUUCAUCAUCAUCUGAAGGUUAUGAAGUUGUAUGUAAAUUAAAAUCGGGUGGUCUCCAAGUUACCUAUGGCGGUUCACAACCAAUCAACUGUACCACCCAAGGUCUCAGUUCAUGUUCAUCAAACAACUCCAAUUAUCAAUGUGAGUCGCUCUCCUCUGUUGGAUCGACCAGAUGUGUCGCACCCAAAUACAUAGUUUGUAGGGGAGACAAUUUAGUUUGUAGAGUAGCUGGUAUGAGUUGCCAAUAUUAUUAUAAAAGUAUUGUAGUAUUACAAUCAUUUUAA
This is a messenger RNA of Cavenderia fasciculata, 819 nucleotides long. RefSeq lists its product as uncharacterized. Bases 1 to 819 code for a protein of 272 amino acids. The transcript is spliced from 2 exons. Lineage: Eukaryota; Evosea; Eumycetozoa; Acytosteliales; Cavenderiaceae. The record is from RefSeq and is a predicted model, not a curated record.